UAUUAAUUAAAGGCUUCAAAUCAAAAGUUGUAUUACUCUAAGCUUCAAAUACAAAUGUUUAUUAGCCUACAAUGGUUUACAUGUUUAAUAUAUAUUAUGUCUAUGGGUAGAUACAUAAUAAAAGCACAGACUAUAUAGUCGGUGAUAAAAGUAAAUAAAUUCUUUUAUUAUCUAUGGUUUCCGACAAUCUUAAUCUGUGAUAAAAUAUAAAUAAUAAAUAUUGUGAAACUGUGAAAGUGAUAACUUCUAUCAGUAUUAUAAAAAUCACGUGUUUGAGACGAAAACAUAAGUAUGACAAGACUUGUCUGAGAUUCUUGGUUUAUGAUUUAAAUUGACUGUAUUUAUAAUUUUCAUCUCAAAAUGACCAAUAUAGAUUUCAUUGCAACAUUUCAAAAGUUAACUGUGAAUCCAUUAGAUUAUUUAGAUGUGCAAACUAAUGUUGCUGAAGAGACAACUAAUUUGUUGAAACAACUGUACGAUACUACUAAGAGAGUUGAAACAAAAACUGACAAUACCAAUGAUGACACUCUGCCUGAGCUUAUAGUAAAGGAUUUUGAUGAAGAGCAAAUAUGGCAAGAGCUGGAACUACAAAACUCAGCGCGAUUAAAAUUGUUGGCCAAUACUAUACAGGGAUUCACAAGAAGUGAUUUAAUUUACCUUCAUAAAUCUAAUGAUAAUAUACAUACAAAAGAAAUUUUGAAAGAUACAAAGUCAACUAAUGAAAAAACUAAAAUCAAAAAAUUAAAUAAAAAAAACGCUGAAUUAAAGUCAGAUGAAUUUGAAGAUUCUGAAGAUUUAGAAAAUAAUGAUGAAGACGAUGACAAUAAUGAAGACGAAGAAACUGAUAUAGAUUAUGUUGAAGGUGAAGAUGAGGAUAAUAUUUCUGACCUAGAAGAGACAGAACUUUUUAAUACUAAAAAAACAUUUAAAAAGUCAAUAGUGGAUGAUGAAUUUUUCAAAUUAUCAGAAAUGGAAAACUUUUUAUUAUCAGAGGAAAAACUGGAGUCUACUAAAGAUAAACCAAAAUCUCUAGGUGGCGAGGUUGAUUUGUUUCAAGAUUUGCAAUCUGAAAAUGAAGAAGAAGAUAAUUUUGGUCCUAUGUAUCAAGAAUUCUUUGAGAAGCAAACAGAUGUUACUGGAAAAACAAGCAAAUCAAAAAAAAGUGUAAGAUUUGUAAUAAACGAUGAAAAAAGUGAAAAUAAUGAAGAAGAAGACAUAUAUGAACCUAAUGAAGACAACAAACAAAAUUUGUCAACAUUAGAAAUGAGAUCAGAACGAAUUAAUAAACGUAUUGCCAAAUUGGAAGAAGAAGCUGUUUCUGAUAACAAACCUUGGGCUUUGAAAGGUGAAGUUGCAGCUAAAGACCGUCCUCAAAAUUCUCUUUUAGAAGAAGCUGUUGAAUUUGAUGUCUGUACUCGUCCAGCACCAAUUAUUACUGAAGAAACUACUGUAAAAUUGGAAGACAUCAUUCUUCAAAGAAUAAAGGACAAAGCGUGGGAUGAUGUAGAAAGAAAAAUAAAACAAACAAAUACACCUCAAGAAUUUAAAAAACAAUUGGUUUUAAACCAAGAGAAGAGUAAAGAAAGCUUAUCCCAAAUUUAUGAAAAAGAAUUCAUUAAACAAAGAGAAGCUGCUGAUCCAGAAAAUAAAAAUAAACCUGAAGAAGAUCCAAAAGAGCAUAAAGAAAUUGAUUUAAUGAUUAAAGAUUUAUUUAGAAAAUUAGACGCACUUACUAACUAUCAUUAUACUCCUAAACAGGCCAUUCCUGAUCUAAAAAUUGUCAAUAAUUUACCAGCUAUAUCAAUGGAAGAAGUAGCUCCAAUUUCUACUACUGAUGCCAUGUUGUUAGCACCAGAAGAAAUACAAAGAAAAUUCAAAGCACCAGUUCUAGGCAAAGAAGAACGCACUACCACAGACAAAAAACGUGAACGUCGAAAAAAAAAGCAUUUGCAACACAAGAAACGUAUUACAAAGGAAUCUAACCUCAAGAAAAUGGAAAAGAAUGGGAUUAAACCUAAGCAUAAUAAAGACGGUAAUCUAAAAGAACUUAAAAGAUUAACAAGUAGUGGACAUCAAAUUAAAGAAUUAAAAUCGGUGGAUGACAAGAGUAUGAAAACAUCUAAAGAUUUCUUUUCCAGACUUCAGGAUCAGGCAAGAAAUGAAAUUGACGGAAAGAAAAGAAUUAUGAAACAAAGUAAUAGUAAUAAUACUAAAAAAUUUAAAAAGUGAUCAACAUUUUUUGUUUUUGUACUAUUUUAAAAUCAUGUAUAAGCCAAUUACUAUAUUGUUCACUAUUUGAAACUUUUAAUAUUUUAUAAAUGAUAUAAGGUUUCAUGAAAAAUAAAUUUAUUUGA
This is a messenger RNA of Diuraphis noxia (Russian wheat aphid), 2354 nucleotides long. RefSeq names its product U3 small nucleolar ribonucleoprotein MPP10. Gene Ontology annotation, biological process: rRNA processing. NCBI's taxonomy places the organism in Eukaryota, Metazoa, Arthropoda, Insecta, Hemiptera, Aphididae. Gene Ontology annotation, cellular component: small-subunit processome; sno(s)RNA-containing ribonucleoprotein complex; nucleus. The record is from RefSeq and is a predicted model, not a curated record.